AUGAAGUUCUCUGCUCUCGCUAUUCUCACCGCCACUUUGGCCACCUCCGUUAUUGCUGCUCCAGCUGCUGCCCCAGAUGCCGUUGCCGUGCCAGAAGCUGCUCCAGUUGCUGUCUCUCAGCCAGCUCGCUUGUUCAAUGCUAUCAGCAAGUACUUCCGCAACGACUGUGACGACGACCACCACCACGACCACCACGACCACCACCACGGCCACCACGCGCCUACCACUGUUACCACCAGAAGCGCACAGUAA
This is a messenger RNA of Babjeviella inositovora NRRL Y-12698, 252 nucleotides long. RefSeq lists its product as uncharacterized. Lineage: Eukaryota; Fungi; Ascomycota; Pichiomycetes; Serinales. The transcript has 2 exons. The coding region runs from base 1 to 252 and encodes 83 amino acids. The record is from RefSeq and is a predicted model, not a curated record.